Drosophila virilis is the source of this 2677-nucleotide messenger RNA. It is a transcript of the gene fdl, whose product is annotated as fused lobes. NCBI's taxonomy places the organism in Eukaryota, Metazoa, Arthropoda, Insecta, Diptera, Drosophilidae. The record is from RefSeq and is a predicted model, not a curated record. Gene Ontology annotation, cellular component: lysosome; plasma membrane. Gene Ontology annotation, biological process: protein deglycosylation; ganglioside catabolic process; glycosaminoglycan metabolic process. Gene Ontology annotation, molecular function: beta-N-acetylglucosaminidase activity.
GUAUGUACAACUAUUAGUGUUGGUAAAAAUAAGCUACGGGCAGACGAAGUGGAAUUUGUGUAAAUAAUAAUAUAUUAAAAUGUGAAUGUGUAAUAUUGAAUGCUGUAAGUCUCGCAAAACGCACAAUACCACGAAGCAGCAAACGUUUCCUUAGUGAGUUAAACUACGUUCAACCAUUGGCCGUCGCACUUUUAACCUGUCGCGCCGCCUCCACCGCUUGCUGCCACAAAAACAAAUCUUUCGCUUUUGAUAGAUAGCGGCUUUGUUGAAGAGGAGACUUUGGUGGCACAGAGCAUAUUCAGGACAUGCAAAGAGCAUUUCACAUUGCGGUGUGGCCUACGUUACCUCUUCAAGAUGUCAUUGGCCGUCUCGUUACGCCGUGCGUUGCUGGUGCUUCUCUCAGGAGCCAUAUUCAUACUGACAGUUUUGUAUUGGAAUCAGGGCGUGAUCAAGACACAAGCCUACAGCGAAGCACAGCCGCGGCUACACGUUCAAAGGGAUCGCAAUAUUGAUCCCAUACCGUUGGAAAAGUCAUGGACCUAUAAAUGCGACCAUGAUAGAUGUGUACGCGUUAAUUAUCACAAGAACGAAGACAACGCAAAGCGUGUCUCCUUCAUCAGCUGCUCAAUGACUUGUGGAGAUAUCAAUAUUUGGCCACAUCCCACUUCCAAGUCUCUGGUCAGUGCUCACACACUGCGCUUCUCCGUGGAAGAUGUACAUCUGCGCUUAGAUUCACCGCAUCGCGACGUGCGCAAACAGCUUAAAUUGGCCUUUGAUUGGUUUAUUAAGGAAUUGCGACAAAUACAGCGAUUGGAUUAUGCAUCGCAUACAGAUGAGAUAUCAAUGGCAGCAGCAUCAGUCAGCGAGCCCUCGUUCAGGUUGGGGCUACACAAAACAGACACAGACGUGGCAGAAUCCCCACUGGCUGGAUCGCUCUUUAGCGCCACUUUUGGAUCACAUCGCGUUGGCGAUUUGGAUAGUCUGCAGGUGAAGCUAUCAGUGCAUGGGUCAGAUCAGCUAAACUUUAAUCUGGACAAUGACGAAAGUUAUAAAUUAAGCACAACUUAUGAGCAUCGGCGUAUAUUGGUGCACAUCACAGCGCAAACUUUUUUUGGUGCACGUCACGGACUGUCUACGCUACAGCAACUCAUUUGGUAUGACGAUGAGGAGCGUCUGCUGCGCACCUAUGUUAGCUCGCUGAUCAACGAUGAGCCUAAGUUUCGAUAUCGCGGCCUAAUGCUCGAUACAUCUCGGCAUUUCUUCUCCGUGGAUGCCAUUAAACGCACCAUUUCGGCGAUGGGCCUGGCCAAGUUAAAUCGCUUUCACUGGCAUAUAACAGAUGCCCAAAGUUUCCCGUAUAUUUCACGAAACUAUCCUGAACUGGCAGAGCACGGUGCGUACUCUGAGAGCGAAACAUACAGUGAACAGGAUGUGCGCGAGGUCACCGAGUUCGCCAAGAUUUUUGGCGUACAAGUACUUUUGGAAGUCGAUGCGCCUGCGCAUGCAGGAAAUGGCUGGGACUGGGGACCUAAGCGUGGCCUUGGCGAACUGUCGCUGUGCAUCAAUCAGCAGCCUUGGAGUUUUUAUUGUGGCGAACCGCCUUGCGGCCAGUUGAAUCCGAAGAAUAACCACACCUACCUCAUACUGCAGCGCCUGUACGAAGAGUUUCUAAAGCUGACCGGGCCCACGGAUAUAUUUCACCUAGGCGGUGAUGAAGUGAAUCUCGAUUGCUGGGCGCAGUACUUCAAUGACACGGAUCUUCGCGGCCUGUGGUGCGACUUCAUGCUACAAUCUAAUGCAAGACUGAAGCUGGCCAAUGGCAAUGAAGCGCUCAGGCACGUUGUUGUCUGGUCCAGUGCGCUGACAAACACCAAGUGUCUUCCAAACAGUCAAUUUGUGGUGCAGGUCUGGGGUGGGAGUACCUGGCAGGAAAACUAUGACCUCCUGGACAAUGGCUACAAUGUUAUAUUUUCGCAUGUGGAUGCUUGGUAUUUGGAUUGUGGAUUUGGCAGCUGGCGUGCAACAGGUGAUGCCGCCUGUUCGCCUUACCGCACUUGGCAGAAUGUGUACAAGCAUCGUCCUUGGGAACGCAUGCGACUAGAUAAUAAGCGGCGAAAACAGGUGCUGGGAGGUGAGGCCUGCUUAUGGACAGAACAAGUGGACGAAAAUCAAUUGGACAAUCGAUUGUGGCCCCGUGCGGCAGCGCUGGCCGAACGCCUGUGGUCGGAUCCAAAUGAUGAUCAUGACUUUGACAUUGUACCACCAGAAGUAUUUCGACGAAUCUCAUUGUUUAGAAAUCGCCUGGUAGAGUUGGGCAUCAAAGCCGAGGCGCUGUUUCCCAAGUACUGUGUACAGAAUCCCGGCGAGUGCAUUUGAUAUUAUCUAUAAGACAAGAGGCGCAACUCCCGCUCCCACUCUGUGCGUUAAUUAGUUUAUAGUGUAAUUGUUAUUUUUAAUUAUCGCAAUACAUAUUAAGCGUUAAGCGUCCACUAAAACAAUGCAAAAGAAAGCAAAAUAAGCUAACGAGGCGACUUUUUCAAAGACAUUUUGCGACCAAGUGGUUUCCGGCAGAUCAGCCAUGCGUAAUCACGAAUUUCAUUAUUUAAUUUUAAUUUAAUUUUUAUUUAAUUAUCUCAAACAUACGCACACACAUAAAUCACAUACGUAAAUACCCAAA